AUGGAAGACAAUGAGCCUCCACCAAAAAAAAUUAAAUUAAUUGAGGCGGAGAAGGACAUCCUCGUCGAAGAAGAUGUCCACAUGGAGGAGGACGUCGUCCGCAUGAAAGAGGACGUCGUCCUAAGCGAGGAGGAGGAUGAGGACGAGGUUCCAAUCAUAAUUGAUGAUUGGGAUGAGGAGGAAGAAGAGGAGGAGGAAGUCGCGUACAUUAACGGCUUCCCCUUCUACGUUAAUAAGGUAAGCGGCGAUGAAUAUGCAGCGUUCAUGAUAGAGUUCCUCCAGCUGCAUGAUGAGGAGGAACUGAUCCGCGUCCUCGUGGAGGCUGAGGAGGAAGAGGCUGAGGAGCAGGAGGAAGAGGCUGAGGAAUAA
Trachymyrmex cornetzi is the source of this 369-nucleotide messenger RNA. Its product is annotated as protein Ycf2-like. The record is from RefSeq and is a predicted model, not a curated record. The transcript has a single exon. The coding region runs from base 1 to 369 and encodes 122 amino acids. NCBI's taxonomy places the organism in Eukaryota, Metazoa, Arthropoda, Insecta, Hymenoptera, Formicidae.